Molecule: messenger RNA, 1643 nt
Organism: Gloeophyllum trabeum ATCC 11539
Lineage: Eukaryota; Fungi; Basidiomycota; Agaricomycetes; Gloeophyllales; Gloeophyllaceae
Exons: 2
Coding region: 84-1643 (519 amino acids)
Molecular function (GO): acyltransferase activity, transferring groups other than amino-acyl groups
Source: RefSeq, a predicted model, not a curated record
CGUGUAAUCCCUCCCUGCUCUCAGGUCUCUCCUUCCCCCUUCUCAUACUCUACCUUUCAUACAUUUUAGAGCUCGCGUUGACAAUGUCUACCCACCACCAACCCCAACCCCAGCCCUCUCCUUCGACUUCGACCUCUCACCUCCCCAAGCAUCAGCAAGAUGAGGUCAUCCCCGUCUUCGCGAUGGACAACUUCAAGUUCGCGCAGGCCUUCACCGGCUCGUACAAGUUCGUCAUCAACGGCUCCAUCGACGUGAGCGUGCUCACCACCGCGCUCGACCGCCUCCUCGCGAUGGGCCACUGGCGCAAGAUGGGCGCGCGCAUCCGCAAGAACGCGCAGGGGCAGCUCGAGUGGCACAUCCCGCGCCCCUUCACGCCCGAGCGCCCCGCCUACCGCCUCACCUCCGCGACCUACGCCUCGCCCUCCGCCGCGGGCCUGCACAUCCCCGCCGCGACGCACGACGCGCCGUCGAUCCAGCCCGACCUCGGCCCGACGCGCCUCUUCCUGCACGCCAGCACGCCGAUGACGAUGGACGAGUUCACGGACCCCGCGCACGACCGCCCGUGCUUCAACAUCCACGUCACGCACUUCCGCGACGGCUCCGUCGCGUGCCUCGGCAUCACCUUCCCGCACAUCUUCUGCGACGGCAUCGGCAUCGCGCAGAUGCUCUGGACGUGGCUCUCGCUCAUGCGCGACCCGAACGCCCCCGUUCCGGCGCUCAUGGGCUUCGACAAGGACCCCUUCGCCGCGCUCGAGGCGCAGUACGACUUUUCGGCCGAGUCCCCCGCCGCCGCCCCCGCCGCCCCCCCGGGGCGCACAAAGGCGCAGGAGUGGGAGGACAUCCUGUACGAGAUGCGCCUCCAGGAGGAGUUCGAGAAGCACCCGAAGGAGACGCGCACGGUGUACCUCCCCGGCGCGAUGGUCCAGCAGAUGCGCCGCGAGGCGAUCGCGGAGCUGCGCCAGCGCAAGGCCGCCGGCGAGGACGUCCCCGACUUCCUCAGCGAGAACGACAUCGUCAUCGCGUGGUGGAUCAAGGUCGUCUUUGGCGAGCCCACGCCCGAGGACGAGAAGAAGCCGCUCAUCGCGCUCGUCGGCUCCUCCCUGCGCAAACGCCUCCCGGAAGUCUUCCCCCCCAACUCCGCGUACGUGCACAACGCGACGCUCGCCUUCGCCUCCGCGCCCGUCCCCGUCGCCGCCGUCGCGCACCUCUCCGUCGCCUCCCUCGCCGCCGCCUCGCGCGCGGCGCUCCUCGCGCAGCAGCGCGACCGCGCGACGCUCCAGCGCGCCGUCGCGCAGAAGCUCUGGUCGAACCGCGUGGGCAACGCGCCCGUCGCCGCCGCCGCGCACGGCACGUGGCACUUCACCACCACCUGGACCGACGCGCGCUGCCUCGAGUGGGACUUUGCGCCCGCCGCGCGCGGGGGCGAGAUCCGCGACGGCGCGCCGGGCAGCGUGCGCGCGUUCUCCGGCGGGCUCGUGCUCAACGGGCCGUUCCCCGCGCGCGGGCUGCUCACGGUGCUCGCGCGGGAUAAGGACGGCGGGUACUGGCUCCAGCCGUGCCUCCGCCGCGAGGACUGGUCGAGCAGGACGAUGGAGCGCCUGAGGCAGGCGGGCGGCGAGCGCGUCGUGCGCGCGCGGCUAUGA